Messenger RNA from Periophthalmus magnuspinnatus, 1374 nucleotides. Its product is annotated as clumping factor A-like. The record is from RefSeq and is a predicted model, not a curated record. NCBI's taxonomy places the organism in Eukaryota, Metazoa, Chordata, Actinopteri, Gobiiformes, Gobiidae. Bases 1 to 1374 code for a protein of 457 amino acids. The transcript has 14 exons.
AUGCCUCUGAGUAUUCUCGCCCAUCAGUGCGGUGCUGCUCAGAUCUGCUCCGAAGAGCCCGAAGAGCCCACUGCUUUCACCUUUGACCCCGAAGCGCGACAAAGAACAUGCUCCACAGGUGCCUUGUCACGGUGUUGUUGCUCAGUCUUGUCACUGUGGCUCUGUCAGCUCCACUUCCAGAUGAUCAUCCGUCAGACGACAAAACCCCCACGUCUGGCCCCACUCCCACAGACAGCUCAGACUCAGGAGAAAGAACAGAAGCUCCAUCUACAGAGACCACCAUCGACCCCACAGGUACUUGGUUCUGAUGGAUUAGAAGUUCCUGGAUCUGAAAGUCCUGUCUCCAACUCUGCAGUGCUGAUUGAAAAAGAUGAAUCUGAAUCUGAUCAGGAGUCCAGUCUGGACCAAGGACCAGACUCUGGAUUAGACUCUAAAGGACAAGACCACGCCAGUGAAGAGGAAAGACCAGAAGAACACCAAGAGACCUCUGAGAGUUCAAACCCUGCUACUGAAGACAGCCAGAGUCCAGAGGAGGGUCCAGAGGAGGAGGGUCCAGAGGAGGAGGGUCCAGAGGAGGAGAGUCUAGAGAAGGAGGACCCAGACGAGGAGAGUCUAGAAAAGGAGGGCCCAGAGGAUGAGGAUGCAAACUCAGAGGGUACAGAGGAGGGUGGCGCAGAGGAGGAGGAGGGUACAGAGGUGGAUAGUCUAGAGGAGGAGGACUCAGAUGAUGUCCAGGAACAUUUAGAGGGCUCAGAGACCAGUGACAGUGUAGAGGAGAAUGUAGAUAAUUCAAAAAGUGUAGAUGAUUCAGACCCCAAAAGCUCAGAGAGUUCAGACAAAGAUGAAGAUGGUGAUGCAGAGGAUGACGAUGUAGACGAUGAUGCAGAGGAUGGUGCAGAGGAUGAUGCAGAAGAUGAUGCAGAGGAUGGACCAGAUAAAGAGUUGGAGACUGAAUCCCAGAGCACUGAGACCCCAGACACAGAUGAAGAGCAGGACACCUCUAACUCUGAGCCUGAGGCUGACGCUGAUGUCGACGGUGACUCUGACAAAGAUGUGUCUGAUCCAGAUGUCGAUGCGGAGGACCAAUCUGAUGAAGAUGAUGACGAGAUGCCACUUGAGGAAGAGGCAGAUCAAUCCGAUAAUGAUUCUCAGGAGGACGAGGCCACGCCAACUGAAACUGAGGAGCGAACAGACGAAGAGCAGGAGUCUGAUGAUGUUACUGAGGAAGAGGAGGCUGUGACUAAUGAAACAACUGAAGAUAACUCAGAGACAACUGAUGAAGACCAAAAAGAUCAAGAUGUAGAUCUGGGUCCGGACCAGAGUGUGGAGUCCACAGAAGGUACUACAACUAAACCUGCACUAAACCAGGACUAA